This is a messenger RNA of Apis dorsata (giant honeybee), 1580 nucleotides long. RefSeq lists its product as uncharacterized. Bases 226 to 1089 code for a protein of 287 amino acids. Lineage: Eukaryota; Metazoa; Arthropoda; Insecta; Hymenoptera; Apidae. The transcript is spliced from 4 exons. Gene Ontology annotation, molecular function: DNA binding. The record is from RefSeq and is a predicted model, not a curated record.
CCAAAAUAAUGAACUUUUAUUGAAUUCAAACAAUUAUAUAUCUACGCUACUUCAAGAAAUGUAACAAACACUUUAUCAUUGUAAGAAUAUUUUGUAUUAUACAAGAAAUUUACACAUUGUCAUUGUAGCCAUAUUUUCUAAGACAUUUAAAUAGUUAUUCAUGUACAAUUUGUAUAAAUUGCUAAGCUUCUUAUUUAAUGUACUCUUAUAUUAGAGUAAAUUUGCAUGAAUUAUAAAAUCAUGGAUACAUUUUCUACACAAAGGUAUGAAACAAAGAUUCAAAGUUUUGAUACAUGCAUGAUUGAUGCUGCAAAUCAACAGAGAGAAAUAUCUGAAACAGUCAAUGGACAGGCAUCUUCUCAAACAGUUGAAGUUGAGAAUCAAGAAAAUCAUGAAACUUCAAGUUUACAUCAGCCACAACAUGAAUCUGAACAGCAACAUCAACAAGAUCAACCUAAUCAAAUCUCACAAUUACAAUCUAAUACUCAACAAAGUAUGACUCUUACUCCAAUUCGAUUACCUGCCAUACUUGAUGGAGAAUUCUUUACUGUAAUUAGAGUAGAAGAUAGUAAUGUAACAGUUCGAUGUUUACAAUGUCAAAAACAUUUAAAUGGAAAUUUAAAAUCUACUGGAAAUUUUUUAAGUCAUAUCAAAAGAGUACAUCCUUUUAUGGUUGAUAAAAUAAAAUGUAAAUCUAAUCAAAGAAAACCUGCAAUGAUAUAUAUUGAUUUAUCAGCAGAUAAAUGCCCAGAAAUAGUAAGAACUAAAAGAAGAUAUAGAAAAUGUUACAAAACAGAUGACUGGCAACCAGGAAAUGAAGAAGCAUAUGAUCAGUCUAGCGAAUGGUCUGAAAGUCCAAUAAUUCGUAGACGUAAAUUAGAAGAAGCUGAAUGUUCUGAUCUUUUAAAAAUAUCACAUAAUAAUUCAUUUGUAAUGGAAGAUGAGUUUGAUGCAAUUGGAAGAAAUGUUGCAGCAAAACUUAGAAAUAUGAGAUUAGAUCAGAGAAUUAUAGCUGAAAAAUUAUUAAAUGAUAUUUUAUUUGAAGCACAAUUAGGAAAUCUUCAUAGAGAUUCUAAUAUACAUGUAUGAAAAAAAUAUUUUAUAGAUUAGGAUGUGUAGAUAAGGAUUGGAUGUAAGUAGAUAAUGUGAAUAUAUAUGAAUGAAUGUAUAAGGGAUCAUAUAUUUUUUAUCAAAUUACAUUUAUUAAUAUUUGUUCAUUGAUAUUAUCUUAUUGUACUUUAUAUAAUAAUUAGUAAUUUUCUACUAAGGCUAAACAGUUAGAUACAAAAUAAUGUGAUCUAUUUUAUAUAUUUUUUAGUUUAUGUCACGAAUAUCGUGAAAAUAAAUAUCGAUUCUAUAUAAAAUGAUAAGUAUUUAAAUUUAAUAUAUAAAAUAUUAAAGAUGAAAAUAUAUAAUAUACAUAUUUUAAUACUAAUAAGUAUUCAUAUUAUUGCAGUAUUGUUCCAAAAUAAGUAAGUCGUUUGGGAUCAUGUAUACAAUAUUGUUCCGAAAUAAGCAAAUUAUUUGAGACCAGUCAAUUGUUUAUUAUGAUCAAGUAUAUUAUUAAUACUCUUUUUCAA